Messenger RNA from Lingula anatina, 2313 nucleotides. Its product is annotated as organic cation transporter protein. The record is from RefSeq and is a predicted model, not a curated record. Gene Ontology annotation, molecular function: transmembrane transporter activity. Lineage: Eukaryota; Metazoa; Brachiopoda; Lingulata; Lingulida; Lingulidae. Gene Ontology annotation, biological process: transmembrane transport. Gene Ontology annotation, cellular component: membrane.
AACAACACGCUCACUGUACGGAGACAGUUCUAAAGAGGAGGGCUUAUCAAAGUCCAUCCCCACCCAGAAUUCACCAGCCGACGUGGUAUGAACGGCUUGUAUUGUCUAGGACUAACAUACUAGCUAGAUUUCAGAAGUGAGGAUUUCCCCAGGAAAGUGUUAAAAUGGUGGAGUAUGAAGAUAUUCUUAUAGAAGUCGGACAACUAGGAUGGUACCAGUUGACAUUGGUAUUACUGAUCGAUGUUGGAUGGAAGUUCAACACAGGCUGGGACAUGAUGCUCAUGAUUUACGUCGGAGCAAACCCGGGUUACACCUGCCCAAACACGAACCUUCUCAACGUUUCUGGUUUGACCAAUCAAACGUGGCCAACGUCUUCUCUGAUGCAGUCUACGCCGUCGUAUCUCGGCAGCAACGCCACAAAUCGGACAGGUCUGGUAAAAGACCAGUGUGGUCCCACCAAUGAAAUUUGUGAUGGAUAUGUCUUCAAUAAGGACUUUACAUCCAUAGUCUCUGAGUGGCAACUGGUAUGUGGGACCGAUUUUGUCAGUGACACCAUUACGUCAUUACAAAUGGCCGGUGUGUUGUUCGGAUCUCUAAUUUUUGGGCAACUCUCCGACUGGUUUGGGAGAAAGAAGACAUUCUACACCGCUAUUAUGAUGGUUAGUCUAUUCGGAUUCAUUCAGAGUUUCUCUGUUAAUUGGUAUAUGUUUGCUGCUUUGCGAUUUUUUAAUGGGGUAGCAAUUGGAGGAGGCAUAGUGAUUGGUUUUGUGUGGUCAGUCGAGUUUCUUGGUCCAAAAUACCGGCCGAUCCUCGGCGUCUUUGGAGCCUGGCCAUUUGGAGGAUGUAUACUCACUGCCAUAGCCUAUUUCACAAGAGAUUGGCGACAGACCAUGAUGGGCACUUCUCUUCCUGGGUUUCUGUGGCUUUUUGCUUGGUGGUAUCUUCCCGAGAGCCCAAGAUGGCUGCUUACACAGGGGAGAUAUGACGAGGUCAAGGCCAUUACGCAAAGAAUCGCUGAGAGAAAUAAGAAACCUAUGCCAGAUAUAGACACUUUCUUUAAAGACUAUGAGACACAAAGACGGCUCCAAGAAGGCGAGAAGCAUGUGAGCACAACGUAUUGGGAUCUAUUUCGAACACCUGCUAUGGCAAAAAUGACGCUUUCUUUCAUGUUUGUCUGGUUCAGUGUCAGCGUGAUCAGUUAUGGACUGCAAUUUAACUUGAAGAACAUGGCAGGAGACAUCUAUAUCAAUACUCUUAUUAAUGUCGGCACAUUGUGGGUUUUCAAUGUCGUGCUCAGCGUACUGCCAAUGUAUUUUGGCAGAAAGAAGUGCAUCAUCAGCUAUCAGUUCAUUGCCGUUAUAAUUUUGAUUCCAGUCGUGGUUUUGUAUGUUUUAGAAAUCAAUGAAGAAUACUGGCUUAUCACCAACAUCCUCUCCACCACGGCUAAUAAUCUUGUGUCCACUUCUUGGACAAACUUGUUUGUAUGGACGGGAGAGAGCUACCCAACACGUGUCAGAGACAUAGGGAUAGGUUUAAACUCCAUGGCAGCCAGAGUGGGAGGGAUUCUUGCGCCCCAGACAGCUUACCUGACCAAAUUUUGGAACAUCUUCCCCUUCGUCCUGAGUGGGGCGUUAUCCUUGGCGUCUGGGCUUUUAAACUUGACUCAGGAUGAAACACGAGACAAGUUAAUGCAAGAUGACCUUCCAGAAAGGACUUGGUGCUUCUGCGGUAAAAAAGACGAUGAUGAUGACCUUUCAAGUGACCGCUGGUCAGUGAAAAAUGGAACCAACAGUGAUGUCAGGCGUGCACACGUGAAUGAGGGUUUUCAAGAUACAAAAAUUUGAAUAUGGACAGUAAAUGCACAAACUAAAAAAAUGUUACCAAACUACUAGCAACCGUUAACUGUACUUAUUUUCAGUAGCAUAAAACAUUUUAUUUCACUGAUCUUUGGGUCAUUGAGAUCAGGUGACCCACCCCUUCUUCUCGGUUCACUUGCACACUGUCAAGAACACUUCCGAUUCGAGAUUUUCAAGAAAAAUCAAUCGACUGGUUAUAGGCAGUGAAUAAAAUAGUUAUCAUUUGAAGCGAAAUAAUGGAAGUUUUUUGUUAUGUCAGUUUAGAGUAGCUAUACAAUCGAAUGUUUUACACUACUUAACAGGGGUAUGUUGAUCGGCUAGGUAAAAUUUAUAAUAGGGAAAUAACCUUAUAAGGUCAUGCACUGGUCGCUCUGAAAAAAUGUAAGUCGCUCUUUGCAUUCCCUGACCAACAAAAGAUACUCAACUUAUUGUUAAACUUUCCGGCGUUGUUGGGAAU